GAUCCAUAUAAAAUCCCAGCUUCCGGUGACAUCAAAACAAAGAAGAAAACAGUGUUAUAAAUGACCAACAUAAACUUGAGAAUAUGAUGAAUGUCAAUUCUGCUGAUCAGCAUCUGCAAAUUGCAAGCAAUUCAUCUAAGCAUGCAAAUGCGCACACUUGCACGUCGAAUGUCGAAACAGUUCCCACCUACCAACUGAGUCCAUCAGAUGUUUCAAAGGAAGCUGAUGACCGACUUGUGUUGCAAAGUUGGUAUGCCUUGCCCUUCAAGAAUCAUAAUGCAAUAGAAGGAAGUAUUAUCGAUGUUAAACCAGUUCUCUCCACACUUGAUACAUACACUUUAUAUGGCAAUGUACAGCAUGGAAAUAUUUUUAGCACCAGUUCAGGGUUUGUGACAUCUGUUGUAUCCCCUUUGGUGCCUCCAGUUGACAGCCAACCUACUGACCCUGCACAUGAAGGUAAUAUUCCUCUGCCAAGCUGUGCACCUCAGCGUUCACAGCCCCAAUACAACGAUCAACAGCAGCCACAACUUGUAACCAGAGUAAAGACCCUGCAAUGUGGUGCAAUGGCGGAACAAGUGUUUGAUGAAAAACAGGAUACUGAUGAUAAAAAUCUUGGGGAAGACAAGCUUAACGUUAUAAAUCAAUUGCAAAUGAGCCAGUUUGAUUCUCAAGAAGGUUUGUUAGAUUUUGAAAAUGGGCAGUUAAAUCAAACUUAUCUACCACAUUCUGUCUCUGAUGUGACUCCUGCCUUUCAUUGUACUUCCAAAACUGUGGCAAUUUUUGUUGUAUGCAGUUUGCCAGUUCAGGUUUUUCCAACGUGUGUUAACAUCCCUUCCGUUGUUAGUAGUUCAGUGACAGCUGUCUGUCGUAAAUCUACUGAUGCUGUGGGUGAAAGGGCUUAUAAAUCAGUUAAAAAGGACGUUCCUACAAAUCAAUCCAUUGGUUUGUCAAGUGAUGUAAUGGAAAGUAUUGACCAAAAAGUUGCAAAAUUACCUGUCAAUGCUGUGGAUGUGCCAAUGUUUUUAAUCAGUUGUGAUUCAAAGUCAAAUCAAUCACAAGGCAUAUCGUUCAGUCAGAGCAAUGGAAUGCCUUUGUUUGUAAGUUCAAACAUGGCAGAAUUUGUGACACCCGAGAUCAAUUCAAAGCUAGCAGCAGAAUCUGUUGAAUCUUCUGAUGACUACAUUGAAAGAAACAAAAGGAAAAACAAGAGCUGUCAGCCAACUCAUUCGUCGCUGAAGAGGAUUAGAUGUCAAGGUUCGUCCAGAGGUGUAGUCCAGCCAAGGAGUCUUUCAGCAAGAGACAAUGAUAUGACAAGGACUGAAUCCAUUUUUCUUAAACAAUCUAAGAUGAUAUUGGACGAAGAGAGUGUCCGAGUGAAGAAAGUUAAGAGAAUAAAGAAAGGCCAGACCCCAGGAAAGGACACGACUGAGUUCAGUAUUCAAGAGAGGAACCAUUCCAGCUGUAUGAACCUGAAACCUCGAGAUACUGACCAUUUUCUCUACUGUGGAGAAUGCAACAAGGAGUUUGAAGGGGACUGUCCUGUCCAUGGACCCUACACCUACAUACAUGACAAAGAGGUGCCAGAAGGGAAUCCUCUUAAAGCUGACCAUACAUUACCAGAAUGCCUUGAAAUCAAAAGCUCCAAAAUAGUUGGAGCUGGUCUUGGAGUGUUUUCCAAAGUGGGACUGGAAUCCAGGAUCAUGUUUGGCCCAUAUGGGGGCGAUAUCAUCACUGACAACCCCAAGUCAGGCUAUGGCUGGCAGAUCUAUAAGGAAGGCAAAGGGAGCCACUUUGUGGAUGCCCAGAACAAGGCCACCUCUAACUGGAUGAGAUACGUGAACUGUGCGAUGAAGGAGGCAGAUCAGAACCUUGUGGCGUUUCAGUACAAAGGAGGCAUCUAUUACUGUACAUUGAAGCACGUUUCAUUUGGAGAGGAACUGCUGGUCUGGUACGGAGAUGAAUUAGCCAGAGAACUCGGUCUUAUCAGAGACAAUAACUUGUGCAGUUAUUUCAGUAAAAACAGUGGUCACAUGAAGGCACUGAUGACGAAACAUACACAAAAGCGACAGUUGAAGUGUGAGGUGUGUGAUUAUGCAUGUAACUAUCAGAGUGACUUUAAGAGACAUAUGAGGAAACAUACAGGAGAAAGACCAUACAAGUGUAAUGUGUGUGGAAAUGCAUUCAAAACAAUCCAUAAUUUAACAGAUCACAUUAGGACACAUACAAAAGAAAGACCGUACAAGUGUAAGGUGUGUGGUUAUACAUUUAAUACAAGUGGUCACUUGACGAGACACAUGAGGAGUCAUACAGAAGAAAGACCGUUCAUGUGUGAGGUAUGUGGUUAUGCAUGUAAUGAGAGUGGUAACUUGAAGAAACACAUGAGGAUACAUACAGAAGAAAGACCGUACAAGUGUGAGGUUUGUGGUGAAGCGUUCAAACAGAGUGCUACCUUGACAGAUCACAUGAGGAUACAUACAGGAGAAAGACCGUAUAAGUGUGAAGUGUGUGAUUAUGCAUGUAACAAGAUAUGUAACUUGAAGAGACACAUGAGGAUACAUACAGGAGAAAGACGCUACAAGUGUGAGGUGUGUGGUUAUGCAUUUAAAAAAAAUGGUCACUUGACGAGACACAUGAGGAUACAUACAGGAGAAAGACCGUACAAGUGUGAGGUGUGUGGUUAUGAAUUCAAAACAAUCAGUAAUUUGAAACAUCACAUAAGGAUACAUUCAGAAAAAAGACCGUACAAGUGUGAGGUGUGUAGUGAAGCAUUCAAACACAGUGGUAACUUGCCGAGACACAUGAGGAUACAUACAGGAGAGAGACCGUACACGUGUGAGGUGUGUGGUGAAGCAUUCAACGAGAGCGGUAGCUUGAAGAAACACAUGAGGAUACAUACAGGGGAAAGACCAUACAAGUGUGAAGUGUGUGAUGAAGCAUUCAAAGAGAGUGGUAGCUUAACGAGACACAUGAGGAUACAUACAGGAGAAAGACUGUACACGUGUGAGGUGUGUGGUGAAGCAUUCAAAGAGAGUGGUAGCUUGACGAGACACCUGAGGAUACAUACAGGAGAACGACCGUACAAGUGUGAGGUGUGUGAUGAAGCAUUCAAACAGAGUGGUCACUUGACAGAUCACAUGAGGAUACAUACAGAAGAAAGACCGUUCAAGUGUGAAGUGUGUGGUGAAGCGUUCAAAAACAGUGGUCACUUGACAUAUCACCUGAGGAUACAUACAGGAGAAAGACCAUACAUGUGUAAGGUGUGUGGUAAUUCAUUUAAAACGAGUAGUGACUUGACGAGACACAUGCGGAUACAUACAGGAGAGAGACCGUACACGUGUGAGGUGUGUGGUGAAGCAUUCAAACAGAGUGGUCAUUUGAGAGAUCACAUGAGGAGACAUACAGGAGAAAAACCGUUCAAGUGUGAGGUGUGUGGUUCUGCAUUUAAUGAGAGUGGUGGCUUGAAGAAACACAUGAGGAUUCAUACAGGAGAACGACCGUACAAGUGUGAGGUGUGUGAUGAAGCAUUCAAACAGAGUGGUCACUUGAGAGAUCACAUGAGGAUACAUACAGAAGAAAGACCGUUCAAGUGUGAGGUGUGUGGUGAAGCAUUCAAACAGAUUGGUCACUUGUCAAGACACAUGAGGAUUCAUACAGGAGAGAGACCGUUCAAGUGAGAGGCAUGUGGUGAAGCAUUCAAACAGGGUGGUCACUUGAUAGAUCACAUGAAGAUUAAUACAGGAGAAAGACCGCACAAGUGUGAAGUGUGUGGAUAUGCAUGUAACAAUAGUGGUACCUUGAAGACACACAUGCGAACACAUACAGGAGAAAGACCGUACAAGUGUGAGGUUUGUGGUUAUGGAUGUAACCGGAAUGGUGACUUGAAGACACACAUGAGGAUACAUACAGGAGAAAGACCGUAUAAGUGUGAGGUGUGUGAUUAUGCAUGUAACAAGAAUAGUAACUUGACCGAUCACAUGAGGAUACAUACAAGAGAAAGACCCUACAAGUGUGAGGUGUGUGGUUAUGCAUGUAACCGGAAUGGUUACUUGAAGAAACAUAUGAGGAUACAUACAGGAGAGAAAGUUGUCUUAAAAUAAUUAUACAGUGUGUCAAUAAGUAUAUGUUUAAUAAAUUAAAUGCUGUAACUAA
This is a messenger RNA of Dreissena polymorpha, 4149 nucleotides long. RefSeq names its product zinc finger protein 227-like. The coding region runs from base 84 to 3674 and encodes 1196 amino acids. Gene Ontology annotation, molecular function: histone methyltransferase activity; protein binding. The record is from RefSeq and is a predicted model, not a curated record. NCBI's taxonomy places the organism in Eukaryota, Metazoa, Mollusca, Bivalvia, Myida, Dreissenidae. The transcript is spliced from 9 exons. Gene Ontology annotation, cellular component: nucleus.